Fragaria vesca subsp. vesca is the source of this 1242-nucleotide messenger RNA. Its product is annotated as pentatricopeptide repeat-containing protein At2g32630-like. NCBI's taxonomy places the organism in Eukaryota, Viridiplantae, Streptophyta, Magnoliopsida, Rosales, Rosaceae. Gene Ontology annotation, molecular function: protein binding. The transcript has a single exon. The coding region runs from base 1 to 1242 and encodes 413 amino acids. The record is from RefSeq and is a predicted model, not a curated record.
AUGGAGGACGCUGGUCUCCCCAAUUCUUCAGCCGAUGACCUCAAGAAACAUGUAAUGAAGGUUUUCGAGGAGGCCACCAAAGACCGUGAGGACAUUUAUUCGAAAUACAUGUUUGACCCGAUCAGGGACUACGACUCCCUUAACGAGAAUGCCAUUCGAACCUACCAUGUAUUGGCCGCCGAUUCCGGCCUUGCUGAUGAAACCAAAGAGCUCUUUAAGCCUCGGCCUGAGUCGGGCAUUCUCACUGACGUGGCCGUCUACACUAUUAUCAUUUGGGCCUACACCUAUGUCGACAAGACCGAGGCUGCUCUCAAGGUCUACCACCGGAUGAUAGCCGCCGGUGUCUCCCCCACUUGCUGCACUUACAUCAUACUCAUCGACUCACUUGCGACACACUCGUCUUUCGAUGUCAGUUUUCUUGGGUAUGCCAAGAAGUACUUUUUGGAAAUGUUGGAUAAGGGGAUGAAGCCCCCCUCUACCUCCUACAUGACUGUGGUUGAUGCCAUUACCUGCUGUGAGUCAGCCGAGAAGGCCAGGGAGUUUGUUGAGCAGAUACAAGCAAAGGGGUUUACCCCUGACUCCUAUGUCCCUCACUUUGGAGAAGGCCACCUCGCAGAAGCAAUGAAGGGAAUAAAGCUCUAUGCUGAUCUUGUCAACAAGGCCACUGACAAGGAUAUGAAGAAAGAAUUCCUCAACUGGCAAACCAAGCCGAAAGGCCUGAGCAGUUUGUCUGUGAAGAUGAUUAAAGCUUUGAUUAAGGAUGGCAAUGCUGACGAUGCCAUCAAGAUUUGUAAGCGCACUGCUGAGAUCGGUAUGCAGCCCACGGUUGUGAUUCACACCUGCGUAAUUGAAGCCUAUCUCAAGCUUGGCAAGACCAAGGAUGUUUUGGAGGCCUAUUGGGGAAUGUUAGCUGCUGGGGUUACCCCUAAUUCCUACACUUACACUGUUUUAAUCAAGGGACUCACUGCUGAUCCCAACUUCUUUAGAGAUGCCAAGAAGUGCUUCCUUGAGAUGAUGGAAAAGGGGUUGAGGCCCAAUGUUGCUACCUACACUGCUGUGAUAGAGAGCUUUGCAAAGCAGGAGGACAAGGCAUGUGAGGAGGAGUGCAAAGAGUUGGUGGAAGUUAUGAUAAGCAAGGGGUUUGUUCCAAACGCAAAGGCUAUGAUGGAGGUUUUAAAGGGUAGACCAAAAUCUCUAAUAAGAGGAAUAAUGAACAUUGUCCUAUCCAAGUUGAGGAGCUGA